GCUAGUGGAGCAGACGACAUAUAGAAUUCAAAUAGUGAAGUAAAAAGACAUUAUGCCGAAUAUAAUUAACGACGUAAAGCUCGACUUCAAAGACGUAUUGUUACGACCGAAAAGAAGCACUUUGCGAAGUCGUUCCGACGUUAAUUUGUUUCGUGAAAUAACAUUCAGAAACUCCAAACAGUCAUAUAAAGGCAUACCUCUUAUUGCCUCGAAUAUGGAUACGAUCGGCACAUUUGAAAUGGCAAAGGCGAUCUCGAAGCAUGGACUUUUUACGACAAUACAUAAGUACUACACUUUGGAACAAUGGAAAGAAUUUGCACAAAACAAUACAGAAUGUCUUCCAUAUAUUGCUGCCAGUUCUGGAACUGGAGAAGAUGAUUUUGAACGCUUAAAACAAAUUUUAACAGAAAUACCUGCAGUGAAGUUCAUAUGUAUUGAUGUCGCCAAUGGCUAUUCUCAGCACUUUGUGGAAUAUGUGAGGAAAGUUAGAGCUGCAUUUCCUGCACACACAAUAAUUGCUGGUAAUGUAGUAACUGGAGAAAUGGUUGAGGAAUUGAUACUCUCAGGUGCUGAUGUUAUAAAAGUUGGCAUAGGUCCAGGAUCAGUGUGCACGACACGUAUAAAAACAGGUGUAGGCUAUCCUCAACUGAGUGCUGUAAUUGAAUGUGCUGAUGCUGCCCAUGGCUUGCAAGGGCAUAUAAUCUCUGAUGGAGGCUGCACUUGUCCAGGUGAUGUAGCGAAGGCAUUUGGUGCUGGAGCAGAUUUUGUAAUGAUGGGGGGAAUGUUUGCUGGCCAUGAUCAGUGUGGUGGUGAAACAAUUCAGCGAAAUGGGAAGAAAUACAAGCUUUUCUAUGGAAUGUCUUCUAGCACUGCAAUGGACAAACAUGCUGGAGGGGUAGCUGAAUACAGAGCAUCUGAAGGAAAAACAGUGGAAGUGCCAUACCGAGGAGAUGUGGAGUCAACGGUCUUGGACAUACUGGGUGGUUUGCGUUCUGCUUGUACCUACACAGGUGCUGCUAAACUAAAGGAAUUGCCUCGUCGAGCAACUUUUAUUCGUUGCACACAGCAAGUAAAUCAAGUGUAUGAUGGUGUAACUAAGGGUGACUAAUGUUCCUGAAAAUUAGGUCUAAAUUUUCAUUCCAUUGACACACAAUUUGUGCCUUUGCUUCUUUGUAUGAUACUGCUUGUGAAGCACCCUUCACUAAAACACUAAGAGAGACAGAGACCACCUCUCAUUUGUCUCCAAUAAUCACUCGAACUAAGCACAAUUUGCUUAGCAAUUAUUUAUCUUAGAAGAAUAAAAUUCUACAACUACUUACGUCUGCAGGAUUUCUCUAUGGAAAAUAUAGAUAUUGAUUAACUUUAAUUAAUCAAUUAUGAUGUCUCAUCUAAACGUAUUAAAAUUUUAUUCUUGUUAAAGACAGUCUGAUGUAAAAACCAAAAAAUACUUGAAAAUUUUCAGUCAGUUAAUACAAUUUUGGUUGAAUUAUCAUUGGUCUCCACUGCUUACCUUCCUCAAUUAGACUCAACUCUGUUAAUAACAAUAAUAGAGCUGUAAAUUCUGAAUUAGCAAAGUACAUAAAGUACAGCUUCAAAUGCCUCUUCAAUCUGCAUGGGGG
Molecule: messenger RNA, 1619 nt
Organism: Schistocerca nitens (vagrant locust)
Lineage: Eukaryota; Metazoa; Arthropoda; Insecta; Orthoptera; Acrididae
Product: GMP reductase 1-like
Exons: 6
Coding region: 53-1108 (351 amino acids)
Biological process (GO): nucleotide metabolic process
Cellular component (GO): GMP reductase complex
Molecular function (GO): GMP reductase activity
Source: RefSeq, a predicted model, not a curated record